Molecule: messenger RNA, 10410 nt
Organism: Marmota monax (woodchuck)
Lineage: Eukaryota; Metazoa; Chordata; Mammalia; Rodentia; Sciuridae
Gene: Fbxl20
Product: F-box and leucine rich repeat protein 20
Exons: 15
Coding region: 1866-3134 (422 amino acids)
Biological process (GO): SCF-dependent proteasomal ubiquitin-dependent protein catabolic process
Cellular component (GO): SCF ubiquitin ligase complex
Molecular function (GO): protein binding
Source: RefSeq, a predicted model, not a curated record
ACAGACAUCAUGUAUAAUGACACAAAUGGGUGACAGAAAGGAAAAAUUGUGCUCCAUUUGGGUACUAUGAGUUGAAAUGCAUUCUGCUGUCAUAUAUAACUAAUUAGAACAAAUAAAUAAUUUUAAAAAAUAAAGUGAAAGGUGAAGAUACAUAUUAUUAGAGCAGAGUAUAGGCUAACUCCAGUGAGACAUAUUUUAAGGGUCUUAGGUUUUUUUUUUUUUUGUAAAGUCACACUUGCUUGGCUGGUUUUGCCAGUAACCUUAGAUUUAAGCACACUGGGCUUUUUCUCUUAAAGGAAGCUUUGCAAGAGGUGGGCAUGGGAAAGUGUAUGGGAGUGACAUCCACCUGAUAAACUCAAUUCUUGGAUCAUGGAUCACAAGUCAUUUAUGGUGAUCUGGUUCUCUCCACAAUCUUCAGGUUGUGGUUAACCUUGUCUUCUCCUAUCUGGAUAACAUUUGGAAUUUGCCUAUAUUAUAGGUUUCUUAAAAUACUUCUUCUUUAUUUUCAUCUAAUCUGAAAAUACACUGUGUAGGCAAACAGUGCAUGCAAGCUUUAAUCAAAAUAAGGCAGUUUUCAUUAUGAAGAGUAAAUUUACAGCAACUCUUUUUUUUCUGUAUAGCCAUUUUAUUUUUUAAAUACAUGACAGCAGAAUGCAUUACAAUUCUUAUUACACAUAUAGAGUAGAAUUUUUUAUAACUUUGUAUAUAGAGUAUGUUCAUGACAAUUCAUGCCUUUAUAUAUGUACUUUUUUUUCAUUACAAUUCUUAUUACACAAACAAACCACAAUUUUUCAUAUCUCUGUUUACAUAUAAAGUAUGUUGACACCCAAUUCGAUUCUUCAUACACGUGCUUUGGAUAAUGAUGUCCAUCACCUUCCACCACCCUUGCUAAUCCCCUGCCCCCUCCCACAACAACUCUUUAAGAUUUGUAGAUUUCUCAGAAAUUUGGGAGUGACAAACCUGGAAGAAAAAUAGAUCUAGAGAAUAUGUGUGAUAAUUGGACUUUUAGAUUUACAGCUAUAGUUUCUUUUCCUUCUCUUUUGUCUGCUUUCUACCUACCUAUAAUUAUUGUAUUAUCUCUCAGUGUCACAGACAUAGACUAAUGACACAGACAUUCCCACUCAAAAGAGAGAGGAAAGGGAGGCACAUAGCAGUUGUUGAUAUAUAUCAAUUCUGAAAUCCAGGUGGGCACAUGUUAUUAGAAUUACCUACUCCAGGAACCAGAGAUUUUCUUUCAUUCGGGGUCAUCUUCUGCUCUCAGGAUUAUUGUUUCCUAAUCCAUUUUUCUGUAGUUUUGUCUCUGUUUUCUGAGAAGUCUCCUUUUAUAUAAGAAAAAGUCUUACAAAGCCAAAUACCUGGGGCUGGUGUUGUGGCUCAGUGGUAGAGCGUUUGCCUGGUGCGUGCAAGGCCCUGGGUUUGAUUCUCAGCACCACAUAAAAAUAAAUAAAUAAAAAUAAAGGCUUUGGGUACAACUAAAAGAAAUAAAUAUAUUUUUUAAAAAGCCAAAUACCUUUCUCAUUAUACUUACUUAUUAUAGAAAAUUGGGUUUCAGAGGCUGCUUUUCAUUUUGAACUGUACCUUUUAAUCCAACUGGUACAUAUUUCUUGUAAAUGUUAUGGAAUUUUUAUGAAUCUGAUUUGUUUAUUCCAUGUUCCAAAACUAUACUAUCUAUAACUCAAAUUUGUUAUAAUUUAGAUAUGAGAUGUACCCCUGAAAACUCAUGUGUGAGACAGUACAAGAAAGAUUAGAAUUGUAAUGAUUUUUUUUAAUAUUUUUUUUUUUUUUAGUUUUCGGCGGAUACAACAUCUUUUUUUUUUUUUUGGUAUGUGGUGCUGAGGAUCGAACCCAGGCCGCACGCAUGCCAGAUGUUCUCAAAUAGUGAUGAAGCUGUAAUCAAUAAAAAACUUCCCAAAGAACUCCUAUUACGGAUAUUUUCUUUUCUGGAUGUUGUUACCUUGUGUCGCUGUGCUCAGGUCUCCAGGGCCUGGAAUGUUCUGGCUUUGGAUGGCAGUAACUGGCAACGAAUUGACCUGUUUGAUUUCCAGAGAGAUAUUGAGGGUCGAGUAGUGGAGAAUAUUUCAAAACGAUGUGGGGGCUUUUUACGAAAGUUAAGUCUUCGUGGGUGUCUUGGAGUAGGAGACAAUGCAUUAAGGACCUUUGCUCAGAACUGUAGGAACAUUGAAGUGUUAAAUCUAAAUGGGUGUACAAAGACUACAGACGCUACAUGUACUAGCCUUAGCAAGUUCUGUUCCAAACUCAGGCAUCUUGACUUGGCUUCCUGUACAUCAAUAACAAACAUGUCUCUCAAAGCUCUGAGUGAGGGGUGUCCACUGUUGGAGCAGUUGAACAUUUCCUGGUGUGAUCAAGUAACCAAGGAUGGCAUUCAAGCACUAGUAAGAGGCUGUGGGGGUCUCAAGGCCUUAUUCUUAAAAGGCUGCACACAGCUGGAAGAUGAAGCUCUCAAGUACAUAGGUGCACACUGCCCUGAACUGGUGACUUUGAACUUACAGACUUGCUUACAAAUCACAGAUGAAGGUCUCAUUACUAUUUGCAGAGGGUGCCAUAAGUUACAGUCCCUCUGUGCCUCUGGCUGCUCCAACAUCACAGAUGCUAUCCUGAAUGCUCUAGGUCAGAACUGCCCUCGACUUAGAAUAUUAGAAGUGGCAAGAUGUUCUCAAUUAACAGAUGUGGGCUUUACCACUCUAGCCAGAAAUUGCCAUGAGCUUGAAAAGAUGGACCUGGAAGAAUGUGUUCAGAUAACAGAUAGCACAUUAAUCCAACUUUCUAUACACUGUCCUCGACUUCAAGUAUUGAGUCUAUCUCACUGUGAACUGAUCACAGAUGAUGGAAUUCGUCACCUAGGAAAUGGGGCCUGCGCCCAUGACCAGCUGGAGGUGAUUGAGCUGGACAACUGCCCACUAAUCACAGAUGCAUCCUUGGAGCACUUGAAGAGCUGUCACAGCCUUGAGCGGAUAGAACUAUAUGACUGCCAGCAAAUCACACGGGCUGGAAUCAAGAGACUCAGGACCCAUUUACCCAAUAUUAAAGUCCAUGCCUACUUCGCACCUGUCACUCCACCCCCAUCAGUAGGGGGCAGCAGACAGCGCUUCUGCAGAUGCUGCAUCAUCCUAUGACAAUGGAGGUGGUCAACUUUGGUGAACUGAAUAUUUAACUGACACUUCUAGAGUUACCGUGGAGUCUCUCCAGAGGAAGCAACCCGUGUUCUGGACAAGGAUUACAAAGUGAGGGCAGUGUUCAGAUCCCCAGAGCCACACAUACAUAUGCAUACACACCCUUACUCCCAUCCACUCUAGCUCUGUGACCAUGGGACUAAAAUUUGUGCUGGCUUUAAGUGGAUUGGUAAAACUUAACCAUUUCUGUUGGACAUGCCCGGAAGAAAAUCAUAGGCCAAGGUAGAGGGAGGGGGCAUUCCAGCAAACCCAUUGUUACUGCUACUGUGGUUUCUUUAUUUUGUUAAGGGGUUUCUUUGGGGAUUUUGGAACAGUAACUACAGUCCUUCAGGGUCAAGGGAAGCAUGGAAAAACAACAAAUGAUGUAUCCAGGGACCAGAAAGAAAAUUUAUUUGCAUCCUAGAAAUGGUAGCCAUCCAUUUUAAGAUGACUACAGAGCUUCUGUGCUUCCUGUUUCUAUGCCAACAUGCUGAGCAUGCUCACAAAGAAGGCUUGUCCAUUCCUGCCGUGUUUUAGUAUUUGGCCCAGGGGUUUCCUAAAUGGCUACAUUGAAAUCACUGUGGUCCAAAUAUGAUUACUUAUUCACUCAAAUUGUCACUAUCUGUAUCACACUUAUGCAUCUGUCUUCCUUUCUCCCUUCCUCCUUCCUGCACUUUUGCUCAGUCUGUCAUACCUGUUCAUAGUCUGUCUACUCACACUCAACUGUUACUCUUUUGUGUUUACAGUUUGCAUUUUGAAUGAUUAGUUGGGGUUAUCAAACAUUUUUGGAAAAAAAAAACAUCAAUAAAUAUUUUUUUAAUUCUAAAUUUUACCAUUAGGGGACCCUGCCUGAAUCUUUGCCAGUCUGAAGGGAAAUCUUAACACAAGUAAGAAAAGUUAUGAGAAGAAAUCAAGCUAAACCUAUUUUGAUGAAAACAAACUUUGCCUUUUCGUUUCUGUUUUAUCUUACGAUACAUGAUAAUUUGCAUGAUAUCCCCAGUAUUCCCUUUGCAAAUUUUUUGUCAAACUCCACUAACUUAUUAGAGAAAUGCAGUUAGUGAAGAGUAGAUGGCAGAUCCCAAAACAGCCUGAAAGUACCAACCAACCAAGCUCAGACGUUAACGAUUAACAUUAUCAUAUGUUCACUGAAUCUGGGCAUGAUUACCUAACUUGUGUCUGAGAGGUUAUUUUGUUUAUCAGGAAUGCUGCUAGAGGAUCUGUGCAGACUAGCCAGUCAGUUUCUUUUUUCCCCCAUCAUAGCUCAUCAGGAAUGUAAGAAUGGCCAUAUAACAUCAUUGUUAACAGGGUAAGUAGCCAAGUAAAGGCAUUGGAGCAGCUGAAAGAACACCCUGAGAGGAAGUAGAGUUUAAUGUCUGUCCAGGCACCAGAGCUGAAGGAAGGAGUUCAGAACCCAUGAUUCAAAGUCCAAAAAAAAGUCUCCCCCCCAAAGAAAAUCAUAGAGGAUGAGGGAAAUUUUCAGAAGAUUUCUGAACCCCAAGGUUAGAAAGCUUAUGUAAUUUUUUUAAUAGGGUGAUUUGGGGCAAGGGAUCUUUUAAGACAUUGAUGUGCAAUCCACUAUGAUAUUAGAUCAUCUUUUGAAUGAUCCUUAUUAUUAAAAGCCUUUUUUUUAAAUGCCGAAGGUACUAGUUCUACCAGCAUAUAUAAGAAAAAGUCUGAUUUAUUUAUCCCAUUGAUGUAGAAAAUGAUCAAAUGAAAGGGUCCACAUUAAAUGUAUUUUACCACAUUAAAUAUAUUUUAAAUCCUAUUUUAUUAUGCCCUUUUAAAAGUUCAGAUUAUUUUUUCCAUUUCUCCUUAUCUUCUUUUCAAAUUAUAAGGAAUAUUUAUUCUCUUUCUCUCUCCCUCCCUCCCUCCCUCCCCGCCUCCCCGCCUGUCUCUCUGUCUCCCCACCACCACCUCCCUUUCUCUCCCUCUUGUUUUUUUGAGAUGGGGGUCUCACUAUGUUACCCAGGCCGAUUGUGAACUCCUGGGUUUAAAUGAUCCUCCCAAGGAGCUGGGCCUAUGGGCUCACACCACUGCAUCUAGCAGGAAUAUAUCUUUUUAAUUUAUUUUUGUUAUUAUUUUUGUAUGUGACUGGGGAUUGAACCCAGGGAGGUUUUACCACUAAAUAUAUCCUCAGCCCUCUUUUUGUUUUUUUUAAGACAAUCUCACUAAGUUGCCUAGGCUGGCCUUGAACUUGUGAUCCUCCUGCCUUAGCCUAUUGAGUUACUGAGAUUAAAGGAGUGGACUUCCGUGCCUCACAGGAAUAUAUAUUUUAGAAACCCACUCUCCUGGAUGUAUGCCACACAUACAAAUACAUAUAUGCAUACAUACACUUCCAGAUGUGGUUAAUAAUAUUCAGAUCCUCAGGUCGCCUGUUCAAAGAGAACUAAAAGAGAGAAAUAUUUACAGGCCAUCUGCUCUAAAGUAUGGCUAUUUUUUUUAAUGCCUGAGCAAACUGACAAUAAAACCUAGAUCAGACAGUAAAUAUAGAUUUGAAUUGCCUGAGUUGAGACUAUUAACUUCUUUACUUAAAAGUUUCAGCAACCCUAUUAUUCACUGGUAUAUCAAAAGUCUUGAAAAUGCUGUUUCUCUCCGCAAAGGGUGUACCCAUGUGCAGGUUCUAGGCUUGCAUUGGUGUUACCUGCUAUGAAGUCAAAUUUCAGCCCAUCUGAGCCAAAAACAAGUCAAGUGAAAGAGAACAAAAGUCCAAGGGGGUAUGACUUAUGGUCAGGCAAGAGCCUUGUUCUUUCUCAGGAAGCUUCAGGCCCAUCAAGCUUGGAAGAAAAUACACAUUAUUUAUGCUAAUUUACACCUACACCAGAUGAUGAAUAUGCUAGGAUUACAUGGUAAGUUUGGUCAUGUGGGAAAGGUCCUGACAUCAGAAUGUUUCCUGUUUCAGCCUUUGGAAUACUUUUUUUUUUUUUCCUUGUGGUACUGGUACUGGAGCUUGAACCCAGGGCUUUAUGUAUGCUAGUAUGCUAGGCAAGCAUUCUACCACUAAGCUAAACCCAGAGGCACUUAACCACCAAGCUACAUCCCCCAGCCUUUUUUAUUUUUUUGAGAUAGGGUCUCAUUAGGUUGCUUAGGGCCUCACUAAGUUACUGAGGCUGGCUUUGAACUUGUGAUCCUCCUGCCUCAGCCUCCCAAGUUGCUGGGAUUACAGGCAUGCAUAACCACACCCAGCUCUGAAAUGGUUUUGAGAAUUCAGAAAAGCUUCACGUGGGAAAAAUUUUCCUUAGGAACACCUUAUUGGUCCAUUGGUCUUAUUUCAUAGCCACUCUCAAAUAUGUCUUUUAUAAUGAAAAAAUACAGAGUAAACAGAAGAGAUUUAGAAUAAGUAAAAAGCUUCCCUUAAAGCUGUUCCUGUGAAGCUGUGGGCGAGCAAGAAGAAAUUAUUGAAGUGUCUCUGGAGAAAGUUCUUGAGUAUACGGAUCAUUUACUUUUUACAGCCUUCUCAUAGUUUUAUCCAUUUCAUUUUCUAGCAGAGUUUGCUACAUCAAUAUUUUUACAUUGCGUUCAUCAGCCCCAUUGAGGUGAUUUCAGGGUGUUUUUUUGUUUGUUUUUUUUUUUACUGAUAUCACCUUAUCCUUCCCACACCUAUCCUGACCCUCUAUUUAAAGCCUCCAUCUCACCCUCAAUAAUGCUGCUGAUUUAUUCUCAGAUGUCUCCAGUGUAGCUGCUUCUUUGAGUUCUUGUCCUGAUUCAGGUAAACCAUUGAGGACAGCCUUGAAUUUAGUAGCUGUCAGGUGGCUUGAACCAUUUUUCAUUGAAUGUGCUUUGAUGUUUGCUUACUGAAUUUUAAUUGAGUUUAAAAUCAAACUGUUGUAUAUGAGAAAUAAGGGGAUCUGACUUGGAUUUUCCAAUAUUUGGAAUGCAAAAGCACAUUGUGCUUUGUGUUAAAAAUGUUUUCUCCUUUUACUAGAUGUAAAAGUAUUCCAUAAAUUGUUUUUGUAAAUUUCCAGUCUUAUUUCCACAUCCAUUAAGUUGAUUUAGCAGACAUAAGUCAGAAAUUUCACAUAUCCCUUGUAUUAAAUACUUUAGAGGGAAACUUGGUGAAUAAUUUUAUGAUGCUUUUUUUGUGUGUGGCUUUCUAGACUUAUUUGAAUUGUGCAAUAUAGCCAUAAUGCUACAGUGACCCAUCUCUUAUUACCUUGUAAAGUGUAUUAUUGGUCUGAUAGCCUACUGAUGCCAUAACAACAACAUAAGCAACAACAUAAGCAGUGGAAUCUGCCUUGGCUUGAAGUUUUUAGGAAGUGUGAGAGUAGUAACUGAAGAGGGUGAUUUAUUUCCUUCCUGUGAGGGCAGCAUAUCCUUCUAGGUGGCAGUGUUGUUGGGAAAAGAACACUCGUGGGUCAUGAUCAGUCCUUGGACAUGAUCGGUCGGUCCUUGGACAUAGAGUGUUUAUUGCACUUUAGUCCUCACAGGCUGCUCAUACCAGUUGCCACAGUGAGAGAAAGGGUCUAAAGGAAAGUGCCCUCCUUAUGGUGCCUCCUGUCUGACAGACUCUUUGAUUGGUAUACUCUGAGCUCUGGAGCAUUUUACAGAAAGAUUCCUCCUCUUUCUGCCUGCCAGUUCCAGGUUUUCAAACACCACAACCCCAAGCAAUGUAAGUUAGCCAAGUCUCCUGUGAGAGGAAGUAUAGAAUGGUUGGUUGAAAGUCUUGAGGCAGAAUCCCUAACCCUCUUAGAUCUUGAACCAAAGAAAUCUAAAACAGUAGGAGGUUGAGGAGAAAACAGAGUCAGUCUCAGUUUCUCCUUACCUUUAUUUCUAUCAUAAAUUUUAAUUGAAAGAGAAAGCUGAUGAACUUGUCAAUAGCAUAUAAUUGACCCAAGUAAUCUGAGAAUAAAAUGUGACUGUAAUAGUUUUAGCCAAAUUUCCUAACUUAACAUCUUUAUUCUCCAGCAAAGAGAAUAGACCACUUAAGCACCAGUUGCUCUAACCUUGCCUUCUUUCUUGGGAUAAAUUUUUCCCUGCCAAAAACUACCAUAUGAGGCAGAUGUUUUAUAUGAAGGUAUUCUGCAGCUUGUCUUUUUUUUUUUUUUUUCCUUUUAAGAUAGGGUCUUGCUAGACUCCCAAGAUGCUUGGUUUAUAGGCAUGUGCCAUCACACCUGGCUUCCACUUUUAUUCCUAGGAAUAUUGAUUCUGUGCCUCUGAAGCUUUUUGAUUAUUAGGAAAGUCAGUAUGAAAUCUCUCAGCUGAGUCUGAGGGAACCUUAGGAAUCCCAAGAGAAUUACAAUUAAUUUUCAGGAAAAAGUUUUUUGGACAAACUUACAUGUGAAAUGCUAGAAAAUGUCCAUCUCUGUUUCACAUGCUAUUUGCUUAAGCCAUUAUAGAGUUCAGUUGACAGAUGUUGAGUCUCAGUGUUUGCUCAGCCAGAGUAGUUUAUUGCCCUUUUAGGGAAAACCAUGAGCAAGUAAACCUUUUUAUUUUGUGUGUUUUCGAGUGUCUAAUUUUGAAAAAUUGGCAUGGGGAAAUGGUAUGUGAGGCUCAAAAGAAAGGAACAAAUCAGUUCUAAAACUGAGGUCCUUUGCCUCAAGGUCAACAUCUGUCCUGAGCACAUAACCACAGCUGCCUCACACCUGAGGAGGUUUACUUUCCUCUUUGUAUGAGGAACUCCAUGUCCUUGACUGGCAAUUCGGGCUUCUUUUCUACAUCUCUAACCAGAUCAUCUAGAUGGAGAUUGGCACCCCUGGAAGAACCACCAGGGCUUCCCAGCUGCUUCUGGGCAUGGCUUUAGUACCAGGACAAGAGCAUGUAAGCAGUCAACUAGAAUUCUAACCCGAAGAAGAGAUGGCAGAAAUGAGGUGUCCAGGCAUGUACUUCUCUUCUGCCAUGCCCUCCACCCCCCUGCAAACAGGGAAAUAUUUGAAGUAAUGUAUUUAUUUUUUGUUGUUGUUGUUACUGUGGAAAAAGAAAACAUUGCCCCACUUACUACUUACUCUUAUUAAUUCAGAUCUAUGCCACACUGCUGCUCACACAUGUUUCUUAGCCUAACCCUUCUCAGCUCCUGAAGUUAUUAAUUUACUCUUUUUUUUUUUUCUUCUUUUAUGGCACAAGAGAAUGAGAACCUAAAGACAGAAAAUCCUAACUUGAAAAAAAGUCUUUAACUGGUAUGGUUUGGUUAAUUACUUUAUCUCUAUCCAAGUCAAAUGAUUUUCUUUCUUAGUGCUACAUAAUCUUUAAUAAGUGAAACCUUUGCUGCUACUUUCCUGGGUUUACAUCAAGUUCUUCCCUUCUCUUAAGAAUAGUUUCUUAUCUGUACUUCUCUGGUGACUGUUAAUUUCUAAUGAGUACAAAAAGGGGUGAGCCUGUGAGUUCUUCUCCUACUCCCCUUCCCACCCCCACAUCACACACUAAUUCUUACUCCCGGAGCCUGUUGGCACAUGUACAAGAACCAUGGGACCAGGCUCACCAGAAACUUUCCAUGUUUUCCUCAUCAUGCUGCAGCCCAAGAGCUGACCCCCAAGGAUCUGUGACUACCCACUGCAGAGGGUUACUGUAUAGGGGGAGAGGCUUCUUAAUUUUGCCUUUCUCCACUCUUGUUUUAUCACUCAGCCUUCAGAUGCUUCCCACUCUGGCCUCCUCCCUUUUCCUUCUAGGAAUUGUUUCCAGUUAACCUGCUGCCUACAUUUUCCAGCUGCUCUGCUCACCUUUGCCCACCUUCCAGUGACCCUGAGAGCACAGACCUGAGUGACGUGGCCUGUGCAGAACUCAGAGAACUGUGAGGACUACCCAUGCCUGUCAGACUCUGCUGUGAACAGAGAUGGAUGGGUAAAUGUUGCUGUUGGAGAAAUUCUUACUUUCAAACCAGGCUGUCUGAUCCCUGCAUCCCAUCCAACUCCCCCUAAGAGAUGAAAUGCAGAGUGGGUGGAGUACAGGGUCUGGUCCCUGCCCCCGUAGCCACUCAGCCUGUUCAGGAGUGCUUCAGUGUGUGGGAAUUGCUGCUUGUUCCCACUGGCCCCACAGUCCCUACAUGGUGACUUAACACCAGGUUCCAUUAGCUGUCCAAGUGACUGGAUUUCCACUCAAUAUUUUUGGCACUUGAGGAUGGGGGGAGGGGGAGUUAUUUAAAAUAAAUAAAAUCCAAGGUGGCAGUAGAGGAUUUCUUUUGCUUUAAAAUCUUUGGACUAAAAAAAGAAAUGUUUUUAUAUAUAAAUAUAUAAAUUGUUAUGUAACUAUUAUUGUUUUCUGUAUGUUCUAAUUUUGUUUUAUGAUGUAAUUAAAGGAAAUAAGCUGUGAA